Messenger RNA from Pleuronectes platessa (European plaice), 1998 nucleotides. It is a transcript of the gene abcg2d, whose product is annotated as ATP-binding cassette, sub-family G (WHITE), member 2d. Gene Ontology annotation, cellular component: plasma membrane. Gene Ontology annotation, molecular function: ABC-type transporter activity; ATP binding; ATP hydrolysis activity. Bases 4 to 1998 code for a protein of 664 amino acids. The record is from RefSeq and is a predicted model, not a curated record. NCBI's taxonomy places the organism in Eukaryota, Metazoa, Chordata, Actinopteri, Pleuronectiformes, Pleuronectidae. The transcript is spliced from 15 exons.
ACGAUGGAGAGAGCCAAUCACAUCAACGUCGCAAUGCUGGAAGACCUCAGCACCAACGGGACGGCCACUUCAAAGGGGGUCACGUUCUCGGAGCAGAGCAAGCCGUGUGGAUCCACCGUGAGCUUCCACAACGUCCAGUACAAAGUGCAGCUGAGGAGCGGCUUCUGCAAGAGGAAAAGCAGCCCCAAGGAAAUCCUGGUGGACCUCAAUGGGAUAAUGAGACCCGGCCUGAACGCAAUUCUCGGACCUACUGGAAGUGGAAAAUCUUCAUUCUUGGAUAUUCUGGCUGCGAGGAAGGAUCCUUCGGGCCUCUCAGGAGAAGUUCUCAUCGACGGAGCUCCGCAGCCUCCAAACUUCAAGUGCCUCUCUGGCUACGUGGUUCAGGACGAUGUGGUCAUGGGGACCCUGACUGUGAGGGAGAACCUGCGUUUCUCCGCUGCUCUGCGGCUGCCCAGCUCCGUGCCGCAGAGUGAGAAGGAGGCUCGAGUCAAUCACCUCAUCAAAGAACUGGGUCUCACCAAAGUGGCCGACUCCAAGGUGGGCACACAGAUGCUCCGGGGAAUCUCAGGAGGAGAGAGGAAGAGGACGAACAUUGGUAUGGAACUCAUUAUCGAUCCCUCAGUUCUCUUCCUGGAUGAACCAACCACUGGACUGGAUGCUAGCACUGCCAACUCCGUGUUACUGUUGCUGAAAAGAAUGGCCAAUCGCGGAAGAACCAUUAUUAUGUCGAUCCACCAACCUCGCUACUCCAUCUACAGACUGUUUGACACUCUGACUCUGCUGGUUAGUGGUAAAAUGGUUUAUCAUGGACCAGCUCCGAAUGCUUUGGACUACUUCGCCAACAUUGGUUAUCCCUGUGAGCCCCACAACAACCCAGCUGACUUCUUUCUAGAUGUUAUUAAUGGAGACUCUACACCAACCAUGACCAAAGUGAACGGCUCUGAAGAUUUGGAGUUUGAGGAGCUCAGCAGCUCAACGCAGAGCAUCGAGAAGCACCUGAUAGAGGAGUACAAGAACUGCAGCUACGCCACCGACACACGAGCCGAGCUGGAACGCAUCGUCAAGGACAAGGAGUUCAUCUUACGUCCGAAGGCGCGCACCAUCACCUACAACAGCUCCUUCUUCCACCAGCUAAGAUGGGUGCUGAAGAGGACCUUCCAGAACCUCAUGUUGAACCCACAAACAUCUGUAGCCCAGCUGGGAGUCAACAUUUUCCUCGCCCUCAUCGUCGGGGCCAUUUUCUUUGGGAUCAAAGACGAUCAGAGCGGACUCCAGAACAGGAUGGGCGCCCUCUUCUUCAUCACCACUAAUCAGUGCUUCAGCACCGUGUCUGCAGCUGAGCUCUUCAUCACUGAGAGGAAACUGUUUGUACACGAGUACAUCAGUGGUUACUACAGAGUGUCUGUCUACUUCCUGUCAAAGAUCCUGUCCGACAUCACCCUGCGCACCUUCACCUCUGUUGUCUUCAGCUGUAUCGUUUAUUUUAUGAUCGGGCUCAAAUCUACCGUGCCUGCCUUUUUCAUCUUCACGCUGACCGUCACUCUGGUGGCCUACACAGCCACAUUCAUGACCAUGGCCAUCUCGGCCGACCAGAGCGUCGUGGCUCUGGCCAACAUCUUCAUGACCAUCAGCUUUGUCUUCAUGAUGAUUUUCUCAGGUCUCCUGGUGAACCUGCCUAGCGUCAUGGAUUGGCUGGCAUGGCUGAAGUACUUAAGUAUUCCUCGCUAUGGCCUCGCGGCCUUGAACAUCAAUGAGUUUGUUGGUUUAAAGUUCUGUGAAGAGGCUGUGAGACAAGACGCCAACAUGUCGGCUGGAGCGUCAAACUGCAGCACGAGCACAGCCGCUCUCACGUGCACAGGAGAGCAGUAUCUGGACUACCUGGGGAUCGAGUACACCACCUGGGGACUGUGGGAGAACCACACGGCUCUGGGCGUUAUGUCCAUCAUAUUCCUCCUCAUCGCCUACCUGAAACUACGCUUCAUCAAGAAAUUCACUUAG